AUGACAAAUAAUGAUUACUGCUUCGAUGUUUGGACAAUUCGAAAGGUGGCAACUAAUGAUUUCGGUCAAGAUCACUGGGAUACAGAUGAUUUCAUUGAUUAUCAACAAAAUUAUAAUCCUGAUGAUGAUAAUGAUGAUGACAAUAAUCGUUCAAUCGAAGAUUUGGAUAAUGAUGAUGAUGCCGAUGAUAAAGGUAAAAGUUACAAUGGUUUUGGUGAUCGAGAUACAUCAUCGGAAAAUUGUUACCCAUUGAAAAGAAAAAAAACAAUUUAG
Rotaria sp. Silwood2 is the source of this 273-nucleotide messenger RNA. NCBI's taxonomy places the organism in Eukaryota, Metazoa, Rotifera, Eurotatoria, Philodinida, Philodinidae. The record is from the annotation of a GenBank genome assembly.